UUGAAGCUCCUCCCUCAGAACCUCCUCUCUGCUCAACGCACAGUUAUCUGCGUCGUGGUCACACGUCCUACAACCAGCAUGCCCAUCAUCAGCAACGCCAACCACGACUUCAGCACCUACUCCAUCAGCAGCGACGACAGCAGCCUGGACCGCUUCUUCACCGAGAUCCCGGAGACCGAGACCAUCAAGGGCGCUUACUUCCAGCGAGCGCAGCAGCUUCGUGAGCCCGAGUCCUGGUCCGCGGUGGACCACACUCUGCAGGUCCUCAUCAAUGUCGGGGGCAACCGCUACACCUUCCCCUGGAGCACAUUGGAGCAGUUUCCCCAGAGUCGCCUGGGACGCCUCCGCUCCUGCACCACCCCCGAGGAGAUCGCUCGACUCUGCGACGACUACGACGAGACGUGCCGCGAGUAUUUCUUCGACCGGAACCCGACGGCCUUCAGGGUCAUCCUCAACUUCCUGGCAGCAGGAAAGCUGCGUCUCCUUCGGGAACUGUGUGCCGUGUCCCUGCACGACGAGCUGGCCUACUGGGGCGUGGACCCGGGUCACAUGGAGCGAUGCUGCCGCCGCCGCAUGACCACCCGGGUGGAAGACGUGGCGGAGAGAGAGAGAAAGGAGGAGGAGUGGAGGCAGAAGAGGAUGACGCUGAAGAAAAGCACCUCAGAGGCUGAGAAGGGCCACGGAACCCUGAUCGGGAUCCUGAGGGAGGUGGUGGAGAACCCCCACUCGGGACUGGCUGGGAAGAUGUUCGCCUGCCUCUCGGUCCUCAUGGUGCUGGUCACCGUCAUCAGCCUCUGCAUCAGCACCAUGCCGGACCUCCGGGACGAGGAGACCAGGGGCGAGUGUUCUCAGAAGUGUCACAGCAUGUUCGUGGUGGAGUCCAUCUGCGUCGCCUGGUUCACGCUGGAGUUCUUUCUGCGAUUUGUCAACGCCCAGAGCAAGCUGGCCUUCGCUCGCGGCCCCCUCAACAUCAUCGACGUCAUCGCCAUCCUCCCGUACUACGUGUCGCUGGUCAUCGAUGUCAGAGACGAGUCCCAGGACGAGGUCAUGGUGGGCGCCGGCAGAGGCUACCUGGACAAGCUGAGCCUGAUCCUGCGGCUGCUGCGGGCGCUGAGGAUCCUGUACGUGAUGCGUCUGGCUCGCCACUCGCUGGGCCUGCAGACGCUGGGCCUGACCAUGCAGCGCAGCAUGAGGGAGCUCGGCCUGCUGCUGCUGUUCGUCUGCGUGGCCGUGACUCUCUUCUCACCUCUGGUCCAUCUGGCGGAGAGCGAGCUAGCGCCGUUCGCCGCCACGCACCCUCAACACCGGUUCAGCAGCAUCCCAGCGUCUUACUGGUGGGCCAUUAUCUCCAUGACCACGGUGGGCUACGGGGACAUGGUGCCGCGCAGCAUCCCCGGACAGGUGGUGGCCCUGACCAGCAUCCUGAGUGGCAUCCUCAUCAUGGCGUUUCCCGCCACCUCCAUCUUCCACACUUUCUCCCGCUCCUAUCAGGAGCUGAAGCAGGAGUAUGAGCGGCUGUGGAAGGAGGAGAGAGGCGAGGAGAUCGCUGCCGAGUCCGAGAACAGCUGGUCCAAGGUGGAUUUGUCUCCUGAUGAGGUCACGUCUUUCUCCAAGGACGACAAGGACGGGAAGGACGGACCGAUGUCCAGGGAGAGUCGUCAGUCCACACUUCCUUCAACAGCUUUCUAACUGAGUGGACGACUUGAUCAGUUAUACGUUAAAAUGUGACAAUCGAAUCCAGUGGCCUGUUAGGGUCAGGGUCAGGGUCAGUGUAGGAUGUGGUGGCAUCUAGUGGUGAGGGAACAGAUUGCAGCUAGGAGAAAACUGUUUGCACAUUAAAUGUUGUGUAGUCAGUGUCAGUGAAGCAGCAGCAGGUUGUCGGGUCCGACUCGUUCAAACAGGAACAUGUGGGAACAUCCAGGCGAGGGGCGGAGCCUGUAGAGCAGCAGGGGCGGAGCCUGUAGAGCAGCAGGAGGCGGGACAUGACGUAUAAACUCUGAGGUGGAAACAUCAGUGUUCAUCCACACCGGAGUCGGCCCUCAUCACCAGAAGAUCUGGAAUCUCCUCGUGUUUCCAAGUGGACGUCUUCAUCUGCUACGUGUCCGGCUCCUCUUCUUCAUCCUGAGAUGUUUGUGUUCUUCAGGUUUCACGUCACGUGUUAGAAACCUCAUCAACACGUCCACUCGCUCACUGGGAAGCUUCCACACAUCGUCCUGCUGGUUCCUCUCAUGGACUCAGUCAACUCUCUGGAUUUUACCCACACUGCCUGAUCGUUGUUGAUUCCCUCCUGAGACAGUUAAUAGAUUUAGACGCGGCAGAGUCUGUGAAAUGCAGAGCAAUGCAUUGUGGGUUUAUGUACAUUUUGUUAACACUACCUUUGUGUAAAAAGUCCUCUAUUGCAUAUUUCCAUUAAAUCAAAUAUUCUAGAGAUUCAAACGCGUGUCACACGAGAAGAGGACGUGAAUCAGGAGCUGGACCGAACUUAUAAUAACAAUAGUUCUGGUGUUAAGUGAAGAUAACUUGGCUGCUUGUCGCACAACGAGCUGGAUCCACUGUUGUGUCAUCGAAUCUGAAGCUGAUGCCAAAGAGCUCGAUGGUCGAUGCUUCUCAUUACAGGAGACAAGUCGGGGACAGGAGGACGGACAAGAGGACGGACAGGAGGACGGACAGGAGGACGGACAGGAGGACGGCCUCAUCACAUGCUGCUCUGCUUUGGGACAAGAGAAGAUUUUUGAGUCCCCUGACCUGAGGAAAGUCCCUGGUGUCUUUAAUGUCCAGAAUAAUCUCAUCGUCCACUCAGACGUCUCAAGUCCUCUCCCUGUGCUCAACAGCCAUUUAAAUAAAAGAUUAAAUCUUGAACUGCUCUGCUUCUGUUUCUGUCUCACACUCCCAGAAAAGACAGGACAGGACAAGUGUACAAAUGCGAUCAGAAUCAGAAUCAGAAUCAGAAUCAGAAAGUAUUUAUUGCCAAGUAGGUUUACACCUACAAGGAAUUUGCUCUGGUUAUUGGUGCUUACAAUGAACAUAGAAACAUAAAUCGCAAUAAAUAAAACAUUCGUAGGAAAAGCAAUAAAAAAUAGAAAACCAGUAUAUAUUUACUCACUGUUUACUUCUUAUUUACUCACUUUUUUCCAAUAUUUAUACAAAGUAGCAUUUAUUUUGACAUAAACAUUUCUGAAUAAAAAUAUAUGAAAGAUAAAAGAUAUAAAAAGUGAAAUGCAAAAUGCAAAACAGUCAACAGUGUCCGAUUGCAAUAUGCAAUGUAAUACAAUAUAAUAUAAUAUGAGAGAUGUGAUUAUCAGAACAUUUCUAAAAUCACAUUGUGAAGCAGAGAGAAAGAGAAAUGGUGCAGUGGACGUGUUCAGUUUGAAGUGAGCUGAAGUGGUUUGAAUCCCAGAUGGACGUGUUGAAGACACUCAGACGGUGUCGCUGCCAGCGCCACUUUCACCCAAACUCCAAACAAUGGAAACAUUGAAUCGUCUCCUCGUCAUGGUCCUCCACCUCCUCCACCUCCUCCACCUCCUCCUCUUCUCCUCUGUGCUGCCUGCUGUCCUCACCGAGGAGACACUGGACUCUUUCUCUUCUUAAGAGGUUCACAAAAUCACAUAAUUAAGUUUUUAUUCAGUUAUAACUUCAGAGAAGGAAAAGGAUGAAGACGUUGAGUCCUGUGGUCGAAGGAGCCAUAACGACUUUAGAUCAAAUUAUUAGGAACUAAUCAUUUUCAGUUUAAUUUGUCUCGGCUGAGAAAAGUGCUCGUGAGCAUCUGUUGGUUGAAGGAAAUGUGCAAAUAAAUCUUAAAGAAUAUUGUCAUUCAUUUUCUUGGGAUGAAGAAGGAUUUUGAGCAAUAGAAUGGAUUCUUAUUAGAUCCACUGUAAUGUGCAGAGAUAUUAGAAUCAGAAGCUGCAGUGGGGGA
Messenger RNA from Platichthys flesus (European flounder), 3913 nucleotides. RefSeq names its product potassium voltage-gated channel, subfamily G, member 4b (gene kcng4b). Lineage: Eukaryota; Metazoa; Chordata; Actinopteri; Pleuronectiformes; Pleuronectidae. The transcript is spliced from 2 exons. Gene Ontology annotation, molecular function: protein binding; delayed rectifier potassium channel activity. Gene Ontology annotation, biological process: potassium ion transmembrane transport; protein homooligomerization. Bases 79 to 1689 code for a protein of 536 amino acids. Gene Ontology annotation, cellular component: voltage-gated potassium channel complex; membrane. The record is from RefSeq and is a predicted model, not a curated record.